This is a messenger RNA of Melanaphis sacchari, 3079 nucleotides long. RefSeq names its product bifunctional lycopene cyclase/phytoene synthase-like. Gene Ontology annotation, molecular function: intramolecular lyase activity; geranylgeranyl diphosphate synthase activity. Gene Ontology annotation, biological process: biosynthetic process. The transcript has 5 exons. Lineage: Eukaryota; Metazoa; Arthropoda; Insecta; Hemiptera; Aphididae. The record is from RefSeq and is a predicted model, not a curated record. The coding region runs from base 380 to 2203 and encodes 607 amino acids.
GUAAACAUCAGUCCGUACGCUCUAAAAUAAAAUCAAAUGUUGCGCGAUGUUGCGCUACACCGAGUGCGGGCUUUAGUCAAGAUACGCCCUGACAUCGUUUUCCGACAAAAACUCCUAGACCGACCGCUGUAAACUCAUUCGCGUCCAUCCAUACGGCGGUCCUGUACAGCGUGUGCGUCCUUGUGCGUUUUUCAAAAACACCAUAAUAAUUACUAAUUAUAUUAUAUUGCACCUGAUAACGAUAACAAAUUAUAUCCAUAAUAUUUUCGAAUACUUUUUAGUGUGAAACCUUAAGUAUGCAGUGAAAAUAUUGCGAUGAUAACGUCUUACAAGAUCCGAUACACAAUAUAUAUAGUUUUAUCAAACACCUAUACUGAAAAUGUUAACUUACAUUGAUGUGCAUCUUAUUUAUACCCUGCCGGUCAUCGCAGUGUUGGCGUUGAUAACAUGGCCGUUUAUAAGUCGCUUAGAACUGUUCAAAAUUGCAUUCGUCUGCACGAUGGCGUUUGUUUACACAACACCAUGGGACAACUAUAUAAUCUUCCACAAUGCCUGGAUGUACAAACCCAAAAACAUUUUAGCCGUUAUAGGAUACGUGCCCGUUGAAGAAUACAUGUUUUUCGUUAUACAAACUGUAAUGACUUCACUGUGGGCCUUGGUUUGUACAAGAUGGUCUCCGGCUUGUUUCUAUUUCAAUUUCAAUAAAACAAGCUACACACUGAUCCGUUGGAUACCAAUAUUAGUUUUAGCGUUUACGGCAAUUCAAGGCUACAACAUAGCUGUACCGGGUAAAGAUACGUUCUAUUUGGGUUGCAUUCUCUGGUGGUCGUGCCCAGUCAUAAUGUUCUUAUGGUACGGUGCUGGUAAUUACUUUGUCAAAAAAUCAACGUCGACAGCGAUCGCGGUAAUCGUUCCGACUUUAUACUUGUGCUGGGUCGACCGGAUAGCACUUAAAGAUGACGUAUGGCACAUUAACGAGAAAACUUCGUUGAACAUAUUCGUCGUCGAUGAUUUACCGUUUGAGGAAUGCCUGUUCUUUCUGAUCACCAACGUAAUAAUCGUCCUGGGCAGCAUGGCUUUCGACAAGUCCUACGGGCUUGCAGACACGUAUACGUUUGAAUUUCUACUCAAUUACGACACUAGUUGGAAAUACAACAUUCAGCAAAUGCGAGCUUUCCUGACUGCCGAAUGCGACAUGUCUCCAAGUCCAGUCAACGACAUCAGACGGUGUUUAAACGUACUGAAAACGGCUUCCAAGUCGUUCAACGUGGCCAGUCUCGUUUUUCCAGCAGGAAUACGUUUGCAUUUGAUCAUACUAUACGCAUUUUGUCGGGUGACGGACGAUAUGAUCGACGGCGAUCCGAACAUCGGUGUAAAGAAGCAGAAGUUGGCACUGAUUGAAAGGUUUAUUGGUGAAAUUUUCGCGGAUAGAAGUGCAGACUACGACGUGAAGACGUUGACACCACGGAAACCAGAAGUGGACUGGCAACGGUACCGCCAAGAACUAACCGCCGAGGAACUGUCGUGCUUUCGGGCCAUAUCGCAGAUAUCCUUUUACCUGCCGCGUAAACCAUUCUAUGAGCUGCUCGACGGCUACCGAUGGGACGUUAACGGUAAAAUUGUUCAAAACGAGACUGACCUGCUGUUGUACUCGAGCUACGUGGCUGGUAGCGUGGGGACGCUGUGCGUAUAUGUGAUGAUGUACAAGAGUAAUGUAAAUAUCGACGACGAUGCAAGGCAUAAUUUCGUUAUUGAAAAAGCACAGCAGAUGGGACAGGUGCUGCAGAUCGUCAACAUCUCCCGGGACAUCGUUACAGACAGCGAGACGCUGGGCCGGUGCUACGUGCCCGCCGAGUACAUGGACGACGCGGCCGCGGACAUGAACGUCCUGUGCGCCGACAGGAACCCGUGGACGCUCGGUUCCGAUAAGCUGAAAGCGUACACCACGCGCAUGAUCAGCCUGGCCAAGCGGUACCAGCUGGAGUCGCUGGAGGGCAUCCGGUUCCUGCCGUACGAGGUGCGCGGCCCCGUGCUGGUGGCCACCGACAUUUACCGGGGCGUGGCGUGCGCGUUGGAGGCUAGCCCGACGUACCCGCGGAGGGCGUCGCUGAACAAGUGGGAAAAGAUCCUCAUCGGCGUCAAUUCGCUGUACGUCAAGAGCCUGAGGUACUUUUACCAAGCCGGUCACUGCAAACGCUGUUGACGCGAUGCCGACGGGCCACCGCGAAAAAUGCAUUUCCCGGACGCUGACGGCCUUCGAAUUGCACGUGCCGCAUCAUCGUGGUGCAUUCCCUUUUAGUUACGGUGGAUUUAAAAAGAAAAAAAAGUUCCACCGCCAUUACAUACUAUUAGGUUAUUCUUAAUAAUUAUUUGCUGUCCUAUUCGUUAUAAUUGGGACCAAAUAUUAUAUUUUUUUAAGAUUUUUAAUAAUGUAUAAUCUCAGACAACCGAUAUCGUACCAACAGUGUUCACAUAUGCAUAUAAGUAUAUAACCACAUGAAACUUAAAUGAACUUAACUAUUUUGCAACUUGUCAAAAUCGUAAACUAUGCUUAAUUGUAUAAUUGUAAAAAAAUAAAAAAUAUUUCAGUUUAGUAUUCAUUAUCCAUCCGUCAAAUGGUUUUUUAAAAGAACAGAUCUAUUCCGGAUUAAAAAACCUAAUAAAUUACUAAGAUAUAAAAUAGUAAUAUAGAUACUAGAUCAUUUGUUCCCACAAACGGGGUAGUAGCGUAAAAAUAAAUACAAUUAAUUGAUAUUAUCCCAAAGGAUGAUUUGAAAAACGAGUGUACACUGUACACCGCUAUUCAAUAAGCACGCGCGCACGUGGCAUUAUACAAUUAUAAAUUAAUUCAUAAAAAUUCAUCAGAAUACGAUAACUCACUAUAACUUCUAUGACGUGUAUAGACUUUAUAUUUUAUACGAAUAUUCAUACAUAAUAUACAAACAUUUAUCCUUAGAUAAAAGUAUAAAGUAUAUAGGUACCUAACCCACCUAUAAGAAUUAAGAGCCGUUACUAAUAUAUUUACACACAAUUAUAUAAUAAUAAAAUGUAUAAAUAUUUGUAAUAAGCUUAAAUAAUA